UAAAUUAUAUAAUCAUAGUGAGAUAUUAGGCGUAAAGUGAAAUCCCUCAAUCUAUUAAGAAAAGAAAUACACACCCAUGUAUUUUGCAAGGAAAUCCAUUUUUACAGUUUGUCUACAAUGCCAGAUUCUUUUAAAAAGACCUAUGUCUAACCAUAUAAAUAAAAGUGUGUACAUCUCAGAAUCAAAUGAUGUCUUUACCAAUUUAGCUAUGGAAGAUUGGCUUUAUCGUCAUACUAAUUUUGAAAAACGGGAAAUAUUAAUGCUGUGGUGCAACAAUCCAUGUGUAGUAAUAGGAAGGCAUCAGAAUCCAUGGCUUGAGAGCAAUGUCUCUGAAUUACCUCAUAUAACAAAUAAUGAAAUUAUGUUUUCACGAAGAAAUAGCGGCGGUGGCACAGUAUAUCACGACAUGGGUAACUUGAAUCUCACCUUUUUUUUCCCAAGAGCUAAAUACAACAGGAGAACAAAUUUAGAGCUGAUUUCAAAAUCCAUCAAACAAAAAUUUGGAGUUGAAUUGGAAAUAUCUUCGCGACACGACUUGAUAUAUAACGGCCACAAAAUAUCCGGCACCGCAGCUAAAUUAGGUCACUCUAAUGCGUAUCACCAUUGCACAUUGUUAGUUAAUGUAAAUCUCAACAACUUGAGAAAAAGUCUGAAGGUGAACGAACGAGGAAUCAAGACAAACGCUACACAAUCUACAAAAUCAAGCAUUAAAAAUUUAACAGAUAUAAAUCCAAAUAUUACUGUAGAAAGUCUUAUUUCUAACAUUGGAAGUGAGUAUUUGGGAACUGACAUUUACAAUUUUAAACGAAUAAACCCUACUGAAGACCUUUAUCCCGGUUUAAUCGAGUUAAGGAACGUAUUUGUAAGCUGGGAUUGGUGUUUUGGAAAAACGCCUAAAUUUACCGUUUCCAGAUGCUUUCCUAUACCGGAUCACUUUUUUGGGGAUGUUAAACACAUACAAGAAAAAGUACAAGUGAUGAUAGUAGUGGACAAGGGCAUUAUAGCAGAGGCAAAUGUUAAUAUUCCCCAAUUCCUCAUGAGUGAUUCUGUAGGUCAUCAGUUGGACAUUCUGAACAGUUUAAUUGGGUGUAAAUUUAAUAAAGAAAUGCUACAAGCUUCUUUGGAUGCAGUGCAGAACGUAUUUAAAGACAAGAGAAAGAAUGCAUUUUUACUAAAAUGUAUUGAGGAAUCAGUGGCAUUUGCUUGAAAAGGCAUAUUUAAAUAGCAAUUGUUUGCCUAUAAAACUAUUGAAAUGACCUACAUGAUAUUCAUUUUUUUUUUUAUUACAAAACUGUAUUUAAGUGAGGGCAUUUUUAAUGUAAUUUCCUUAAUUCAUUAAUUUGUUGGUGAAUACAUACUGAUCAGUAAUUAAUGCAGCAUAUAACUAAUAAACUUCUGUGCAUUA
Molecule: messenger RNA, 1405 nt
Organism: Agrilus planipennis (emerald ash borer)
Lineage: Eukaryota; Metazoa; Arthropoda; Insecta; Coleoptera; Buprestidae
Product: lipoyltransferase 1, mitochondrial-like
Exons: 1
Coding region: 77-1207 (376 amino acids)
Biological process (GO): protein lipoylation
Cellular component (GO): mitochondrion; cytoplasm
Molecular function (GO): lipoyltransferase activity
Source: RefSeq, a predicted model, not a curated record